Messenger RNA from Mucor velutinosus, 2076 nucleotides. RefSeq lists its product as uncharacterized. Gene Ontology annotation, biological process: lipid metabolic process. Lineage: Eukaryota; Fungi; Mucoromycota; Mucoromycetes; Mucorales; Mucoraceae. The coding region runs from base 1 to 2076 and encodes 691 amino acids. The transcript is spliced from 2 exons. The record is from RefSeq and is a predicted model, not a curated record.
AUGGUCAAAGACAGCCAUUCUUCCUCGCCAAAACGCUUCUUCAGGGGCGUUAAAUCCUUCUUAAGGGGUAGUAACAGCAGUAGCAACAAAGAGCAAUUUUUGGAUCAACAAAACAAUAAGGAACAGCAACAAAGCAGCUAUUCAAAAGAUGGCAUCGCAGUGACAUUAACAACAGAGAUCUACAACAAGCAACAAACGGGCCCCAUCACCUUGCUACAUCCUAAUCUCAGUUUCUUGCCUAGCCAAUCCAUGCAUGCCACUAGUCUAUUUCAACAAGAGAAGGCCUAUGUCCACUAUGAACCCAAGAGAGCACAGGUUGCUUUAGGUACCAACCCCGAUGCGAAGCACACGAAAAUUUUCCACUUGACUGUGGAACAAUAUGCUUGGCUGAUACAGCAAUUACAGGAAGAACAAGGUCUCUUGGCCUAUACGGCUGCCAGCUUAUUCCAUUCUCCCAUGUUGGGCAUCAUGUUGACACAUCAAAGCUUGACCCAAACAACCAAAUCCAUUGGCAAGAGAUUAAUUCGCUUUGUACAGCAGAGGCGAAAAUCUGUGGUGGUACCACAUCGUCAGUGCAUUUUCAUGUUACCAAAAGCGCUGCUACUACAAGCCGCUGCGUACAUUCCAGUUGCCAAGCCUUUGCCUCCCCCACCUCAGGGUCCUGUGGACUACAAUGCAUUGUCUCAGUCCCCUUACGAAGUUAUACCCGACUCUUACUACUUGCGAUUAAAGCGAUAUUGUCGUUAUCUCCCCUUAUGUACACAUGAAUUGCUGGUGAUACACCAACGAAACCAAGAGCCAUCUCCACCUUCUUCUUUUGUUCAUACAAAGAGCAUGAGCGGUGAAUUAGUGCAAAUACAAUGCGCUGAUUGUCCUGCCACUACAGGUCUACAUACCAUCGUUCAGCAGGCAAGAUCACCACAGCAAGAAGAGAUCCUUGGUAGCUCUAUUACAGCAAGGUUGUUCCCGCAUGCUUCAACAUCUCUCCAAAACAACAGUCAGUCCAUCAUGUUUCCAGUCUCUUACGUCCAAUACAACUCAAGCCUAACACAUGCCGCACAGAUCAACGAAGCCAAAAUGUUGCUGAAGGACAGGGACAACGAAGAAAAGCUCAUGUCAUCUGCUAUCCAACCUGAUAGGCGAGUUCUAUUCGAUUCAAUCGCCAAGAGACAGAAACCACAUGCAUUUUCUGCAUUUCAAUAUAUUCCCCCUGACCGAACAAUGUCAUCUAGCGGUAUUAGCAGCAUCAGCGAGUUCUCAGGCAUUGACCAAGAGAUGCAAGCAGACGACGAUGAUGAGGAGGAAAUGGAAGACAACGAAGACGAAGAGUAUGCAGCCAACUGUGCUCCACAAAAGUACGGAUACGUUGCAGUAGAUACUGAAAACGAGGAGAUUUUAGUCGUGUUUCCAGGAAUGUCCUCGUUGUCGCACACAUUGUUCAAAAAUGCCUCGUUUGCAGCUGUUCCAUGGCUUGAAAUUGAAACGAUCACUUCACGGCCACCUAUGCACGAAAGAAAGCAGCAGGAGGUUGAAGAAGACAUAUCGCCUUGGGUUUUGGAUUGUGCGUUAACUGCUUGGCACCGAUGUGAGAUGAGAGUAGUGACAUUGUUGAUGCGACUCUGUGGAGCUCUGCCAUCCCAUUACAAGGUGGUCAUUGUGGGGCAUUCACUGGGCGGUGCUGUUGCAGCAUUAUGUGCCUCAUCUUUACGGUCGACCAAAUUGCUAAUGAAUCGAUCCAUCACAGUGUGCGCUGUUCAUUCUCCUAGGGUAGGCAACAAGUCCUUCUUAAAGACACUCUCAUAUCAAAGGGUCGACACUAUUCGAAUCACAGAUGAUAGCGAUCUGAUGGCACACUUACCACCGAGAACAUCUGGUCUGCUUCAUUUAGGCGACUCUACCGUUAUUUUGCCCUCAACAAAAGGCGACGGUAGCAAAGGGCACAGUCUUCAAGAUAUGACUCUGAGUCAAAUAGAAGAUACCCUAAACAGGACAUUUAGCUUUAAAAACUAUGAUAUGAAAUCACACAAUAAGGCAUGGGAUGUUUGCCUCGACGAUGAUGAAACCUCAUGCCUAUAG